Molecule: messenger RNA, 779 nt
Organism: Pezoporus flaviventris
Lineage: Eukaryota; Metazoa; Chordata; Aves; Psittaciformes; Psittacidae
Gene: EPO
Product: erythropoietin
Exons: 5
Coding region: 247-765 (172 amino acids)
Cellular component (GO): extracellular region
Molecular function (GO): erythropoietin receptor binding; cytokine activity; hormone activity
Source: RefSeq, a predicted model, not a curated record
ACCGCGGCGCCGGGGCCGGGGCCGGGGGUGGCCCGUGGCCAGCGCAGACGUGCUGGGGCCAGCGCGGCCUUUUCCUCGAUGGCCGGGCCCGGAGGGGGGGGGGCCCGGACGGGAAAACCCCCCCCCAAAGGGCGCUUCCGGCCCCGCGGCCCCUCGGAUCAAACAUUAACCGGGGGCCGGGGCCGGGGGACGCGGCCGCCGCUGCCGGGGCCACCCAGGGACCCCCCCGUGCCAUGAGCAGCAGCCAUGGGGGCCGCGGGGCUCUGCUCGCUGCUGCUGCUGCUGCUGUUGGGGGUCCCCGGGCGCCCCGAGGGGCCCCCCCCACUCUGCGACCCCCGCGUGCUGGAAUGGUUCAUCCUGGAGGCGCGCGACGCAGAGAGGGCGCUGGCCAGCUGUGGACCACACUGUGAGCUGCCCGAGGCGGUGCCUGUGCCCUACCCCGGAGUGAACUUCAAUGAAUGGCCACGGCUGGAGGCCGCGGCGCGCGCCCAGGACGUGCGCGGGGGCGUGGCCACGCUCGAGGCCGCGGUGCAGCGCGCGCGGGAGCUGCUGCCGGACCCGCGCCUGCGCCCCCUGCUGGAGCGCGCCAACAGCGCCGCGCGGAGCCUGGCGCGGCUGCUGCGGGAGAUGACUGCGCAGGUCACCCCCUCAAGCGCCCCCCCCCGGCAGUGGCAGGUCCGGAGCCUGGGCCGGCUCCUGGCUGUUCACAGCAGCUUCCUCCAUGGGAAGGUCCGGCUCUUCCUCAUGGACGCCUGUCGGCAGUGACCGACAGCAGCCAA